This is a messenger RNA of Phytophthora nicotianae INRA-310, 2056 nucleotides long. RefSeq lists its product as hypothetical. The transcript is spliced from 4 exons. NCBI's taxonomy places the organism in Eukaryota, Oomycota, Peronosporomycetes, Peronosporales, Peronosporaceae. The record is from RefSeq and is a predicted model, not a curated record. The coding region runs from base 1 to 1926 and encodes 641 amino acids. Gene Ontology annotation, molecular function: acyltransferase activity.
AUGGCACCCCGUUCAACGCGCAACGCCUCCACUUACGAACUGCAGGCUUCACUGCCACAUCUUCCUGUGCCCUCCCUCCACACCACGCUGGACAAGUACCUGCGCUCAUUAGAAUCUCUGGUCACUAAGGAAGAGCUAGAACAGACCAGGAAGCUCGUACACGAGUUUGGGAAGCCUGGAGGUCAAGGUGAAGCUCUGCAGACGGAACUAUUGCAACGAGCCAAAGAGAAAGAAAACUGGCUGGCAGAGUGGUGGGAACAAGUGGCUUAUCUCAGUGAUCCGACGCCGAACGCGCUGUUCGUCAACAUGGUGACAGGCUUUGGCUCGUUCCAAGACUUCGAUCGACCUGUUUCCCAAGCCAGACGAGCAGCAGAGACUGUGAGAUACACAUGUGAGUAUCUGGAGAGACUCAAACGUGAGCUAGUGCCACCAGAGACAAUGGGUGGCCACGUUUUGUGUAUGAACAUGUUCCGUCGUCUAUUCUCCACUUGCCGCAUCCCGGAGAGGCCGACAGAUCGAUUCAAACGAGUAGACCCGGUCACGAUUCGCCAUAUUACCGUAUUUUGUGAAGGCCGAGUGUUCGUGCUGCGUGUAUACGACGCUGACGACGAACUUCUGACCAUCGGAGACUUGGAAGUGCAGCUCCUGCAUAUCUUGCGGCACUCGGCGUAUUUGAACUCUCUUCCUGCAAGAAAACGCGAUGCCGACCUGCCGCAAUUUGUAGGUGCUCUGACAGCAUUGAGACGCGAUAAAUGGACUGAAACUCGUCAAGCUAUGGUGGAGUUUGACCCGUUAAACGAGCGAAGUCUUGACAAGAUUGAAAGCAGCCUUUUCUCGCUGUGUCUAGAGUCCUCAACACCCGGUACGCCCUCGGAGUUAGCACGACAAUGUGCUGCUGCUAAUGCUGGCAAUCGCUGGUUUGACAAGAGCUUUCAGUACCUCGUGUUCGCCAACGGAAUGGUAGGAGCCAACAUGGAACACGCUAACGCAGACGCUACAGUACUGCAGUCGAUGUUUCGGUGGUUGGGAGAGCGCUAUCUGAAUCGAAACGGUGGCUACGAGACGUUCAUUGAGAGUCGCCAUCACUCGCUGGAGUUCUUACCUCCUCCUGAGCUGCUGCGCUGGCGUUUAUCUCAAGAAAUCACGUUAAACACGAUCCCAACCGCAUUGACAGAUUUCCAGCGAUAUGGCAGUACAUUACGCAUGAUAGUGGUGCGAAACAAGACAUUUGGAAAGACCAAACUACGGGCGGUGAAGCUGUUUCCUGACAUUUUCGUGCAAAUGGGAAUUCAGCUGGCAGGCUUUCGAGUGUUUGGCCGUGUAGUUCCAACGUACGAGAGUGGCCACACUCGUAUGUUCGUUGAAGGUCGCACGGAGACCAUCCGUACGGUGACAAGUGAAGUACUGGCAUGGCUGCAGAUGCAGGAUCAACCUGAUGCGGAUGAAGCAGAGGUGGCAGAUAAACUCAAGCGCGCUAUGUCACGCCAUAAGGAGAUCUCACUUGAGGCGCUUUCGGGCAAUGGAAUAGACCGCCACUUACUGGGACUGCAUAUUGCAGCGAUGCAAAAGACUGGUUCUCCUCCUCCAUUGUUUACUGAUCCUAGCUACGCUAAGAGUGGCGGGGGUGGCAAUUUUGUGCUAUCUACGAGCAACGUGUCCGGGUAUCCGUGGCUCUGGGGCGGAUUCGUGCCGAUGCUACCUCACGGAAUCGGAAUUUGCUACGGGUGUGAAAACGACUUUCUGUCGUUCAUGAUCACAUCGUUUGACCCGAGUGAUCGCGACCAGCAACUUCCAGGCCCGCCAGGUCCACGGCUUCCACGAGUCACUGCAGCAGAAUUCCAGCGCGCGCUCUUCAAGGCGUUCGAAGACAUUUACGCGCUCAUGGAACGCAACCAUGAAAGUUUGAAACCUGUUUGCAAAAUGUGAGCUGACCUAAACUUGAUCCGUGGUCUCACUUCACUCGAGAACAAGCUGACAAUGACAUCACGGUUAGACUUAGAGACAGCGUAUCUAAGAGGAUAGCAAACCAUUAAUUCAUUCCGUUCGAAUCUCUAAG